GAAACAGCGUCUGCACCGUUAUAUUCACCGUCACACCGGCAGGACACGGGGCUUCUUCACCGUCCUCCUGAGGCGUUUUACAACCAAACACUUAAAAGAUGUUUCUCAGUUAUCUGCAUGUCGUGUUUCUCCUGGGCGCUGUCGUCAAAGGAAUGACAACAACAGAUUCCAUCACGACUAAUGUCACCACCGAAGAGAUAUCCACCACUCCUGCAACUUCCUACAUGAAUGUAACUGCAAGCUCAAAUACAAGCAGCAAUCAGUCAACCAGCAGUUUUCCAACUUCACCGCUAUCGACCACAGAGCCCUUCACAGCCUCAGUAGCUACAACAACUAUAGAAAGUGCCACAGCAGAAUCUACAACUCUAAAACCGUCCACCACCAAAGGAGAGACGACAUUCUCCCAGUCCAGCACUGAGUCCAGGAACACUACAGCAGCAGUCAACACCACCGGCAGCUUCACCACUGGCAGCCCAACUGACUCGCCAUCAGCUCCAACCAGCGGUACAACGCUGUCCACUGCAAUCCCAGAGACAAGCCAACCCACCAUCACUAGUGAGACUACAAAUACAGCCACCACACCUGCUCCAGAUCACACACUGACUCCAACUACACCGAUCACACACACAAGCAACGACACAUCUACCAUUACACCAAUCACAAGCAACGACACAACUACCAUUACACCAAUCACUAGCAACGACACAUCUACCAUUACACCAAUCACAAGCAACGACACAACUACCAUUACACCGAUCACAAGCAACGACACAACUACCAUUACACCAAUCACCAGCAACGACACAUCUACCAUUACACCGAUCACAAGCAACGACACAACUACCAUUACACCAAUCACCAGCAACGACACAUCUACCAUUACACCGAUCACAAGCAACGACACAUCUACCAUUACACCAAUCACAAGCAACGACACAUCUACCAUUACACCAAUCACAAGCAACGACACAACUACCAUUACACCAAUCACAAGCAACGACACAUCUACCAUUACACCAAUCACAAGCAACGACACAUCUACCAUUACACCAAUCACAAGCAACGACACAUCUACCAUUACACCAAUCACAAGCAACGACACAACUACCAUUACACCAAUCACAAGCAACGAUACAUCUACCAUUACACCAAUCACAAGCAACGACACAUCUACCAUUACACCAAUCACAAGCAACGACACAUCUACCAUUACACCAAUCACAAGCAACGACACAUCUACCAUUACACCAAUCACAAGCAACGACACAUCUACCAUUACACCAAAUACAAGCAACGACACAUCUACCAUUACACCAAUCACAAGCAACGACACAUCUACCAUUACACCAAUCACAAGCAACGACACAUCUACCAUUACACCAAUCACAAGCAACGACACAACUACCAUUACACCAAUCACAAGCAACGACACAUCUGCCAUUACACCAAUCACAAGCAACGACACAUCUACCAUUACACCGAUCACAAGCAACGACACAACUACCAUUACACCAAUCACAAGCAACGACACAUCUACAAUCACACCGACUACACAGUCCAACAACAACACAACCUUCAUUACAGCCACGACACAGCCCAGCAACAUCACAACAACUCCAGCAACCACACAAACCAGCAACGGCACAGCAAGUUCAACUACAGUAACUCCAGAAAACUCUACAGCUGUACUAACUACAACUACACUAAUAAACUCUACUAACACCUCUCCUGAGAGUCCUGCACCCACCAUCACACCCUCAUCCUCCACUAACACCUCAAACCCAACCCUAACACCUGGAACCCCACCCUCUUCCACUACCUCCAUCUCCAGCUCUCUCCCUGCAAGUAAUAGCACUGCUCCCACCACCGGAAAUACCACCACCCUUACUCCCUCAACAACAACCUCAGGAGUGACCGGCCACACCACUGUGGUUCAUUCAACUGAACCAUCUAGUGGCAGUACAACAGCCUCAUCCACCACCAUCACUGGCACCAGCCUGCGACCAACAGAAAUCACCACCAACAACUCCACCACAGCAGCCCCACCCAUCCCUCCAGUCAAAGUUUGUCCUUUCGUCCCGUGCCCACUUCAAAGCGUGUGUCUUAAUGGCACUUGCCAGUGUCUCUCUGGCAGCUACCUGGUGAAUGACCGCUGUGUACAGGCCCAAGUGUUCCCAGGCCAGCUUCAUCUCACAUCCUUGACAUUCACAAGUGAAAUGAGCAACAGGUCCUCUGUAAUAUUCCAGAAGACAGCGGCUCAAAUCUCAGCAUCGCUCAGAGAUGCCCUCAAAAACCAGCAGGGCUAUAAACAGUCUGAUGUUGUGCAACUUGAACCGGGAAGUGUGCAAGCAACUGUAAAUAACAUAUUUGAAAACACCAACACAAAUGAAACGUCUGUUGAUGAGGCCAUUCAGAAGGCUAUAGAGAACUCAGCAAAUCCAUUGUUGGCUGAUGCUACAUUUAGAGCUACAGACCUGUGUAUGCAGCAGCCAUUACCCUGUGAUGUCUCCACUACAUUGUGCACAAAUAGAAAUGGCCGGCCUGUUUGUUCCUGUAAAGAAGGCUUCAUCUCUAUCCUGUACUCAAACAGCACCUGCAAAGCGUGUCCAAGUGGGCAAAGGGCAGCGGGAGACACGUGUGAACCAUGUGCAUUUGGUUAUGCUGGCUUCAACUGCAAUGACUCCGCUCUGCUGGCAGUGGUGGUCAUCUCCUGUGUGCUGGGAGGAGUUCUUCUCAUCCUUGUGCUGGCUUUGCUCAUAUACUGCUGCUGGAGAGGAUGCUCAAUGAGCAAGCCAGACUACAACAGCAGUCCAUACUCAUCAGGUGACGUAAACCAGCCCUGGCCCACUGGCGUCACCUCCAUCCCCCGGGCCACCACUAACUGGGAUGCAGCUCCUCCCAUAGAAAUGACAGAUGGGGGCAGCACUCGUGUCCUGGUGGACAAAAAGCAUGAAACCAACGGAUUGGGGUUUCAUCCGAAGCAGAUAGGAUGGAAAAGGUCGGGAUCAUACGAUGUCAACCCAGAGGGGAUGAACACCUUCAAAGGUAAAAAUCCAUCCCGUUACUCCUAUCUGGUUCAAGGACACGAGAACCCCUACUUCUUAGCAGGAGAAGGCAAGAAAAACUGAUGGGAUCAACCAGAAGCCACUGGUUUUAAACUCUGGGUCUACAGGCUCAUCUCCUGAGCAGGACCCGGUUAUUUAUACUUUCUUGAAUUUGCUUUGAUUAAGGACAUUUUCUAACUGGGAAACAGCCACCAAAGGUUUUCAUUCAUACGAGCAAGAACAUUUGAACAACUUCUUUUUGCGUGUUCUUCGGGAGAGCUAAAUGUUGCUGAUCAUGACCAGUAGAUGUCGCUGUUGCUCAGUGUCAUUCUCCUACUGUUUUAGAAGGUACGUUACAUUUUUCUUAUGCUUUUUAUUAAGAAAUCCUCCUGUAGUCUUUUUAAAUGAAGCUUCUUAUAUUUCUUAUUGCACUAAAGUGUCUGUUAAGUUUACUCUGAAAUCUAAGGUGAAUGUGGGCUUUUAGAUAUUUUUAUGAGGGGUAUGAUGGUUUUUUUAGAAAAGUAAAUUUUGUACGACUAAAGGGGCUGGAUCCCUUGUUCGGGGUGUUUUUAAAGGGAUUUAACUUUAGCUGUCUAAAGCUGAAUAUUCUCUGUAUUUGUUGAAGCUGCACUUGCUAAAUGUGCCUGUUUUUAAUCGUCUGUUUGACAAACAGGAACCUGUCUCCUAGAUGUGCCAAUUAUCAGUUGUAUACAUUUAUAUAUAUUUAUCCUUGUGUGUCUGAGACAGUGCACUCUUUUAUAAGUGUGUAACGGUUUUGUAAAUAAUUGAAGAUCUUUUGUCACAGAAUGUGUAUGUGCGGCGU
Messenger RNA from Cottoperca gobio, 3867 nucleotides. RefSeq lists its product as uncharacterized. The record is from RefSeq and is a predicted model, not a curated record. The transcript has 14 exons. Bases 99 to 3128 code for a protein of 1009 amino acids. Lineage: Eukaryota; Metazoa; Chordata; Actinopteri; Perciformes; Bovichtidae.